AUGGGGGUCAAGAUUCUCCGUGUGAACAAAAUGCAAGCCAAAUGGAAAUCCAAGCUUGGAAAGAUCUUGCAGUCGUCUGGGUAUUUGAAUAACCCACACAACAAGAAAUCCUUUGACCGUGCCGGUACAACAUGGGCGAACAAGGUGGAGCUCUGGUCUGAGAAGUACAAUAUGUUUAUUUUGCCGUUUGUCACCACCUUGAGAGAAGGGUUGGAGGCAAUUGCGUUGAUUGGUGGGAUCGGUAUCAAUGAGAACACCACGGCGAUUGCGUUGGUGAACUCAGCUGUGUUGGCUGUGGUGAUUGGUUCGUUGAUCGGGGUCGCAUUGUACAAGUAUGGGAACACCAUGUCGUUAAAGGUGUUCUUAAUCACAUCCACUUGUUUCUUGUACCUCGUGGCUGCUGGGUUGUUUUCCAAGGGUGUGUGGAACUUUGAGUUACAGAGGUUCAUCGACCAAUGUGGAGGCAUGGAUGUGAGUGAAACUGGCCAUGGACCUGGUUCGUAUGAUAUAGCCGUUUCCGUGUGGCACGUCAACUGUUGUAAUGGUGAGUUGCAAGACGACGGAGUGUUCUGGAUGUUGUUCACGGCCAUUCUUGGAUGGACCAAUUCUGCCACCAUUGGAAGUGUUGUCAGUUACAAUGUAUACUGGGUGGUGGUAAUAGCUGUGUUCUGGGCGUUGAUACACGAGGAGAAACACGGCUUCUUACCGGUCAUCCCAAUAUCAUGGCAGUUGAAGAGAAUAGAAAAGAGAAAGAACUUGUACCAGCCAUUAGAUGCUCCAGAGAUCGGUGUUUUGGAGGAGGUGAGAGAUAGCAUGGACUCGUUGAAUUCACAGACUCCACUCCAACAGAGCUAG
This is a messenger RNA of Candida tropicalis MYA-3404, 855 nucleotides long. RefSeq lists its product as uncharacterized. The record is from RefSeq and is a predicted model, not a curated record. The transcript has a single exon. The coding region runs from base 1 to 855 and encodes 284 amino acids. Gene Ontology annotation, cellular component: high-affinity iron permease complex; fungal-type vacuole membrane; plasma membrane. Gene Ontology annotation, molecular function: ferrous iron transmembrane transporter activity. NCBI's taxonomy places the organism in Eukaryota, Fungi, Ascomycota, Pichiomycetes, Serinales, Debaryomycetaceae. Gene Ontology annotation, biological process: iron ion transmembrane transport.